AUGCACGCCGAUGGCCGCGCGACGCCGUCGUUCGCCGCCGACGACAGCGUCUCCGGGCCGGGGGGCGCGUCGUACGCCGACGACCUCAAGUCGCUCGCGUCGCUCGCGGCGAAGCACGGCCUCGUGCUCGAGCUGUGCCUGUGGUCGUUCGACAUGUACAUGUGCAAGAAGGACUUUGACAAAAGGCGGUGCCACGACGACCUGAUCUCCGACGCCGCCAAGUCGAAGUCGUACGCGCUCGACGGCGCCGAGAACGUCGAACUCGUGAUCGAGGUGGUGAACGAGUCUGAGUGGUGCAUGAAGGGCUCGUGCAACACGCAGAAGAGCGUCGAGGCGGAGGCGUGGGCGCUCGACAAGCCGACGGUCAUCGCCGAGCUCCCGGCCUCGAGCGCACACUACUCGGCGGCGCAGCUCCUCUCGUGCUCGUCAGACAAUGGCUUCGCCGGCGACCUCUUCUGGGCGUACAAUGACGCCUCCUUCCCACUCGACAAAGCGGUCGUGCCCGCGAUGAAGGACGUCGCCGCCGCCCACGCAGACGCCACCUCGUACAGCGCUCUGCUCAACGCGCCAGUUGAUCCAUCGAACUGGCCGGGUUCGGCAGCCGGCGCCGGCGAGCUUCAAAAGAUUGGCGAGCAGCGCGAGCUGCGCGCUGCCGCCGGUGCAGUUGGCCGCCGCCGCCGAGCGCGCGCGCAGCGCGACGACCAGGUCGGACCACUGCUGCCGGAGAGCGCGGGCGGCAGGUGGCCGGCGCGCUUGCGCGCCAGCCCGUCCGCUGCCGGCUCCGCGGCCGCGGUCCAUGGCUUGCGCUUGCACCUCUCGAGCCGCAGCAACGCCGGCUACAGUGGCGUGUGCAAGCACCGCCCCUCUGGCCGCUUCGAUGCGCGUCGCAAGGUGGAUGGCAAGGAUGUCUACAUCGGCAAUUUUGGCACGGCGGUGGAGGCGGCGGUGGCCUAUGCGCGAUCGGUCGGCGAGUACCAGCCUCAGGCUCAACCUUCGUCGGCGCUCGGCGGAGGGCGUGGCGCCGCGGCACGCGUAUUCGAGCACACUGCUGGCCGCUUCAGGGCGCAGCGCAUGAUGGCCGGACGGAAUGUCCACCUCGGCACCUUCGGCACAGCAGUGGAGGCGGCGGUGGCGUACGCGCGGGCGGUCGGCGAGUACCAGCCUCCGACAGUGGCGACAGAGGCGGAGGGCUUGCGCUUGCAUCUCUCGAGCAACAACGCCACCGGCUACAAAGGCGUGUGGCGGCACCCCUCUGGCCGCUUCGUGGCGCAGCGCAAGGUGGGCGGAAGGUAUGUCUACUUCGGCCUCUUCGACACGGCGGUGGAGGCGGCGGAGGAGGCGCGGGCGAAUGGUGAGUACCAGCCUCAGGCUCAACCUUCGUCGGCGGAGGGCGUGGCGCCGCCGCGGCACGUGCAGGUCCUCGAGGAGGAGGCGGACGACCAGGACGAUGCGCGGUACAGGGUGGACAGAGAGCAGGUCUCCAUCGGCUGCUUCGACACGGCGGUGGAGGCGGCGGCACGGGACCGGCGCGCACCGUAA
Molecule: messenger RNA, 1539 nt
Organism: Emiliania huxleyi CCMP1516
Lineage: Eukaryota; Haptophyta; Isochrysidales; Noelaerhabdaceae
Exons: 7
Coding region: 1-1539 (512 amino acids)
Biological process (GO): regulation of DNA-templated transcription
Molecular function (GO): DNA-binding transcription factor activity; DNA binding
Source: RefSeq, a predicted model, not a curated record